Molecule: messenger RNA, 1614 nt
Organism: Alternaria arborescens
Lineage: Eukaryota; Fungi; Ascomycota; Dothideomycetes; Pleosporales; Pleosporaceae
Product: putative glucose transporter rco-3
Exons: 2
Coding region: 1-1614 (537 amino acids)
Biological process (GO): carbohydrate transport; transmembrane transport
Cellular component (GO): membrane
Molecular function (GO): carbohydrate:proton symporter activity
Source: RefSeq, a predicted model, not a curated record
AUGGGUCUGAUGUUGAAGAAGCCUCAGGGCGUAGCUGGCUCGACAGCGCCCGCCAUCCUGGUCGGCUUGUUUGUUGCCUUCGGUGGUGUUCUGUUCGGUUAUGAUACUGGUACCAUUGGUGGUAUCCUAGGAAUGAAGCACUGGCGAGAGCUUUUCAGCACUGGCUUCAAAAACCGUACUGACGGUCUCCCCGAUGUCACCGCCGAACAAACCUCGUUGAUCGUCUCUAUCCUCUCUGCUGGUACCUUCUUCGGUGCUCUGACUGCCGCACCUACUGCUGAUUUCCUUGGUCGCCGUCUCGGUCUUGUUGUCAGCAACAUCGUCUUCUGUGUCGGUGUCAUCCUUCAGACUGCUGCUACCGCUAUCCCCAUGUUCGUUGCUGGACGUUUCUUCGCUGGUUACGGUGUUGGUAUGAUCAGUGCCACUAUUCCCUUGUACCAAUCCGAGACCGCACCCAAGUGGAUUCGUGGUACCAUCGUCGGUUGCUACCAGCUUGCUAUCACCAUCGGUCUGUUGCUUGCUGCUAUCGUCAAUAACUCCACCAAGGACAGGGACGAUACCGGCUCGUACCGUAUUCCCAUCGCUGUUCAAUUCGCCUGGGCUAUCAUUCUCUUCAUUGGUUGCAUCUGGCUUCCCGAGACUCCUCGCUGGUUCAUCAAGAAGGGUCACCCAGAGAAGGCUGCUAAGUCUCUUUCCACCCUUCGCCGCCUUAAUGUCGAGGAUCCCGCUCUCGUUGAGGAGUUGGCUGAGAUCACUGCCAACCAUGAAUACGAACUGUCUCUUGGCAAGGCCACCUACCUCGACUGCUUCCGCGGCAACCUAGGAAAGCGUCUCUUCACUGGUUGUGCUCUCCAGUCCCUCCAGCAGCUCACUGGUGUCAACUUCAUCUUUUACUACGGAACGUCCUUCUUCCAGAACUCCGGAAUCAGCAACCCCUUCGUCGUCAGUAUGAUUACCUCUUGCGUCAACGUUGCCUCAACCUUCCCUGGUCUUUACCUCGUUGAGAAGUGGGGUCGCCGCAACCUUCUCCUUUUCGGUGCCAUCGGUAUGGCUGUCUGCCAAUUCAUCGUCGCCAUUACUGGUACCGUUGCUGGCGUUGAUAACCAGUCUGCACAGAAGGCUUUGAUCGCAUUCGUCUGCAUCUACAUUUUCUUCUUCGCCUGCUCAUGGGGACCUGUUGCCUGGGUCGUUACUGGUGAGAUCUUCCCUCUCAAGGUCCGAGCCAAGUCUCUCUCUAUGACUACAGCAUCCAACUGGCUGCUCAACUUUGCCAUUGGAUACGCUACCCCAUACAUGGUCAAUGACGGUCCCGGCAACGCCAACAUGGGUGCUAAGGUCUUCUUCGUCUGGGGUGGAUGCUGCUUUAUUUGCAUCUUCUUCGUCUGGGCCAUGAUCUACGAGACCAAGGGACUUUCUCUCGAGCAAGUCGACGAGCUCUACGGCAAGUGCUCCCAAGCCUGGAAGUCCCCUGGCUUCGUUCCUUCCCUCUCUUUCCAAGAUGUCCAGGACAUGCACGCCGACAACCGCCGUGCUAGCCUUACCGAGAUCGAGGCCGAUGCUUCUCGCAAGAGGAGCGCCACCUACAACGAAUACCCUGAGAAGCACACUGUUUAA